AUGGAUCUGCUCAAAGCUGAAAUAGCCAACAAACGCAAGGCUCUUCAAGAAGACCCUGUCUUGGGAGAUCGUCCUUCCAAGUACAUGCGACGAGGAGACAUAGAGCGCCUCCGCGAAGAACGAGAACAGAAAGAACGAGAAGAACAAAAGAGGGCCGCUGAAGCUGCACGAAAAGCUGAAGAGGAGGCUGCUGCUGCUGCGAAAGCGAAGAAACAAAGUAAACGCUCCGUGACCCCUUCCAGCUCGAAAGGCGCUACCCCAGAUGUUCAACCUGAAGCAGAAUCUUCCAACGCGACAGAGUCGACAGGAUUCACCCUGUCAAAUGAAGAGACAAUUCGCAGGCUACGUGCAAAAGGCCAACCGAUUCGCCUCUUCGGAGAGCUCGAUAAGGAUCGCCGCCUUAGGCUUCGCGCACUUGAACUCAUAGAAGAGAAAGGCCAUGACAGGCAAGGAGGUCAAAAUGACUUCAAAAAGGCUCUCGAAGAUGUAGAAAAUAGUGAAAGGGAACUGCGCAACAAGUCCACGAAGGGCAAGAAAAGGGAGGACGAUCCAGGUGCUAAUAGCAUUCUUGACCUUGGACUCCUCAAAACCGAUCCGGACAAAUUGUAUCCAUUGAUUUACUAUGCAUUGAAGAGGACUCUAAAGGAAUGGGAAGAGGCCAUGGAUGAACGCCCAGAACAUGUUAAGCGGACGACUCAAGGCAAAUUAGCUGCCGCGACCCAAGUACAGUCAGCAGAGAACUUGAAGCCUUUAUUCAAAACCCUUCGCUCACGAUCUCUGCCAUCCGACAUGUUGGCCCGAAUGGCUGAAAUUGUGCAUUACAUGCAAAAACGACAAUAUCAACGUGCCAAUGACUCGUAUCUUCGUCUCUCCAUUGGGAAUGCGCCAUGGCCAAUUGGUGUGACGAUGGUUGGUAUUCACGAACGUUCUGCACGAGAAAAAAUUUCUGCGGAUCAAGUUGCUCAUGUAUUGAACGACGAGGUCAGUCGGAAGUAUAUCCAGAGUCUAAAAAGACUCUUAACCUUUUCGCAAACCAAAUAUCCUCCGGCAGACAUAUCCCAAUUGAUGGGAUAG
This is a messenger RNA of Psilocybe cubensis, 1074 nucleotides long. RefSeq lists its product as uncharacterized. The transcript is spliced from 6 exons. The record is from RefSeq and is a predicted model, not a curated record. Lineage: Eukaryota; Fungi; Basidiomycota; Agaricomycetes; Agaricales; Agrocybaceae. Gene Ontology annotation, biological process: generation of catalytic spliceosome for second transesterification step; RNA splicing. The coding region runs from base 1 to 1074 and encodes 357 amino acids. Gene Ontology annotation, cellular component: U2-type post-spliceosomal complex; U4/U6 x U5 tri-snRNP complex; U5 snRNP.